Messenger RNA from Physcomitrium patens, 3473 nucleotides. NCBI's taxonomy places the organism in Eukaryota, Viridiplantae, Streptophyta, Bryopsida, Funariales, Funariaceae. The record is from RefSeq and is a predicted model, not a curated record.
CUGUGCGACUGCUGGUGUCAGAGGCGGUGAUGUCUGGCAGUGAAUUGGAGGUAUUGUUGCUAGGCUGGAGGCGUUGUGGAGGCAAUUAGGUUUGAUAGAGAGUAGGCAAGUGAGUCUAAUUUAGCGGAUUUGAAGAUUUUGGUGCAUUUUUGGUAAAUUGGAUUUUGGCGGGGAUGGCGGCGCCCGCUUUGUCAGUGCUACUAGAGCGGAGCCCCGCAAGUGCUCUGUAUGCUUCCGCUGCAGACUCGAGCUCGCGUUCUGGCGCUUGGAUUGCUGGGAGUGCAGCGGGAGGGCUGGUGCUUAUGCCGGUGCCGCGGUUGCGACGGAGUAUGUCUAUGGCAUGCUUGCGAUCUUCCGCCCGCUCUUUGCUGCGCGCGGCUGCGACUAAGAAUCCGACCUUCAAAUCAGCUCGGGUCCAGCGUGGUAUCGUUUCUAGGCAGACUUUGAGGGCCAGUCCUCUUUCCAGGAGUGUCAGGGCACUUGGCUCACAGUCAUAUUUCAGCAACAAUCUUCUUCACUUGCGGGAUUCGGUGUCUAGUCGUGUUCAGUGUACAUUAGCAGCCCAGCCUCAGGACACCAUGGCGAAGGAUGAGGUUGUCAAGGAGGGUCCCAAGGAAAUCUUUCUUAGGGAUUACAAGGCACCAGAUUAUGCUUUUGAAAAGGUAGAUUUGAAAUUCGAGUUGGGGGAGGAGAAGACAUUAGUUACAUCCAACAUUCGCGUCCUUCCUAAAUCUUCUGGUGCCCCAUUGAUACUUGACGGUGACUCAAGCUUGAAAUUAGUUACUUUGAAAAUCAAUGGCUCAUCCGUACCGGAGGAAGAUUUUAAGAUCACUCCGCGGAAAUUGCACUUGACUUCACUGCCUACUGGUCCCUUUGAGUUGGAAAUUGUGACCGAGAUCGAGCCACAGAACAACACUUCUUUAGAAGGGCUGUACAAGUCAUCUGGGAAUUUCUGCACCCAAUGUGAAGCAGAGGGUUUCCGCAAGAUCACCUACUACCAGGACCGUCCUGAUGUUAUGUCUAAGUUCACAACACGCAUAGAAGCCGAUAAAGCCCUUUACCCAGUGUUGUUGGGUAAUGGCAACCUGAUCGAGGAAGGUGACUUAACAGAUGGCAAGCAUUAUGCAGUGUGGGAGGAUCCAUGGACCAAACCUUGCUACUUAUUUGCACUGGUAGCUGGUCAACUUGUAAGUCGUGAUGAUACUUUCACCACUAUGUCAGGCCGCAAAGUCGUUCUACGAAUUUGGACUCCUCCACAAGAUAUUCCUAAGACCGACCACGCAAUGAAGUCUUUAAUCAAUUCUAUGAAAUGGGACGAAGAGGUAUUCGGCUUGGAGUAUGAUCUAGACCUCUUCAACGUUGUUGCUGUGCCAGAUUUCAACAUGGGUGCUAUGGAGAAUAAGAGUUUGAACAUUUUCAACUCGAGGUUGGUUUUGGCGUCUCCUGAGACAGCCACAGACUCAGACUACGCUGCUAUUGAGGGUGUUAUUGGCCACGAGUAUUUUCACAACUGGACAGGAAAUCGGGUGACAUGCAGGGAUUGGUUUCAGCUUAGUUUGAAGGAAGGUCUUACUGUAUUUAGAGAUCAGGAAUUCUCAUCUGACAUGGGUAGCCGUGGAGUAAAGCGUAUUUCUGAUGUGUCCCGGCUACGAAUUUCUCAAUUUCCUCAGGAUGCUGGUCCGAUGGCACAUCCUGUGCGACCUCAGUCCUAUAUAAAGAUGGAUAACUUCUACACCGUUACUGUUUAUGAGAAGGGUGCUGAGGUCGUCCGUAUGUAUCAGACUUUGCUUGGAAAGGAAGGCUUUAGAAAGGGUAUGGAUUUGUACUUCCAAAGGCACGAUGGUCAGGCUGUUUCUUGUGAGGAAUUUAUGGCGGCCAUGUUUGAUGCCAAUGAUGCGAAGUUCCCUACGUUCCCUCUUUGGUAUGCUCAAGCAGGUACUCCGAUUCUGACUGUCACCACCUCUUAUGACGCUGAUGCGCAAUCUUUCACGAUCAAGUGCAAGCAAGAAGUUCCCCCCACAGCAGGCCAGCCACAGAAGGAGCCAAUGCUUCUACCUCUGGCUGUGGGACUUCUUGACUCACAAGGAAAUGACAUGCGUCUGAGCUCUGUUAAGGAUGGCGCUUCACUUCACAAUUUGAGCAGUUCGGAUGGUGAUUUUACCACUACUGCUGUAUUGCAUGUUGACAAGGCCGAGCAAGAGUUUACAUUUUUGGGCAUUACUGAGAAGCCAGUCCCAUCAUUGUUGCGGAACUUCAGUGCGCCGGUGCGCCUAGUCUCUGAUGUUACAGAUGACGAGCUAUUUUUUCUCCUGGCUCAUGAUUCUGAUCAAUUUAACAGGUGGGAAGCUGGUCAGACUCUAGCUCGCAAGCUUAUGCUGGACUUGAUUUCUAAGCAACAGAAGGGAGAAGAGCUUAACGUUAACAGUGCUUUUAUUGAGGGCAUCCGCAGUACCGUAACGAACUCCUCCCUCGACAAGGAGUUUGUGGCGAAAUGUAUGUCGUUACCUGGAGAAAGUGAGAUUGCCGACCUUAUGGAGGUGGCUGAUCCAGAUGCCAUACACACUGUUAGACGGUUUGUUAUUAAACAAAUUGCUGCGAGCCUUCGCGAGGAACUUCUGAGCACGGUGGAAGAAAAUCGUAGUUCUGCUGCUUAUGACCCCAGCCACGAGCACAGAGCUCGGCGGUCUUUGAAAAAUAUUUCAUUGAGUUACAUGGCAUCUUUGAAUGAACCUGAGAUAACGGAAUUGUUAGUGAAUGAAUAUAAGAAUGCUACAAACAUGACCGAUCAAGUUUCUGCUCUAGCUGCACUCUGUCAGAACCCUGGAGAUGCUCGCUCUCAGGCUCUAUCAGACUUCUACGACCAGUGGAAGGAAGAGGCUUUGGUCAUGAACAAAUGGCUAGCUUUGCAAGCUAUGUCUGAUGUUCCAGGCAAUGUUGAGCAUGUGCGGAGUCUGCUGGAGCACCCUGCUUUUGACAUCCGUAACCCCAACAAGGUUUAUUCUUUGAUUGGUGGUUUCUGUGCGUCCGCUGUCAAUUUCCACGCCAAGGACGGUUCAGGGUACAAGUUUUUGGCCGACAUUGUUCUUGAGCUGGAUAAGCUGAAUCCUCAGGUUGCAUCACGCAUGAUUUCGGCUUUCACUAGAUGGAGGAGGUUUGAUGAAGAAAGGCAAGCAUUGACCAAAGCACAGUUGGAGCGAAUAAAAAGCCAGGACGGUCUAUCUGAUAAUGUUUUUGAGAUUGCCUCAAAGAGUCUGGCUUCAUAGGAUUUGAAGAUAGGUGAUCGGUGAUGCACAUUUUUGUUGGUUACAAGAAGCUUGUGCAGAUAACGCAAAUUUCCUUGGAUACUUCUGUACCCAUGUUUUUUCUGAGGUUUAUAUAUACAUAUAUACAUGCAUAUAUAUAUAUAUUGGGACCAAAUCAGGGUCAACUCUUUUUCCUCUCGAUAAUAAAUUGUUUUUCUUGGAAUCGAUUUA